This is a messenger RNA of Pristis pectinata (smalltooth sawfish), 3546 nucleotides long. RefSeq names its product egl-9 family hypoxia-inducible factor 2 (gene egln2). The transcript has 5 exons. Bases 331 to 1860 code for a protein of 509 amino acids. Gene Ontology annotation, biological process: peptidyl-proline hydroxylation to 4-hydroxy-L-proline; cellular response to hypoxia. Lineage: Eukaryota; Metazoa; Chordata; Chondrichthyes; Rhinopristiformes; Pristidae. The record is from RefSeq and is a predicted model, not a curated record. Gene Ontology annotation, cellular component: nucleus; cytoplasm. Gene Ontology annotation, molecular function: peptidyl-proline 4-dioxygenase activity; ferrous iron binding; L-ascorbic acid binding.
GCUCAGUGUGUUUACCGGGUCACGUGGUGCGGGUGUGCACGUGUAAUUGACACAAGGGCUCAUGGAGAAAAGGUGGCGGGUGCCCGGGCUCCUCCUGCGGGGAAUGCAACUCGGAAUCCAUGCAAUAAACUAAAUGCAACACCCGGGACGCCGCCGCCGUUUGCAAUUUGCAAAGAAGACUUCUUUUUUUUGUUUUGUUUGAGUGUGUUUGUUGUAGGAAGGAAAUGGUACUGUGCAACGGGCCAAGUUUUGGGGAAUGAGAUGCACAUUAUCCGCAGUCUCAGGGCGAUCUGGAUUUUGGAAAGUCAUGGCCCAGGGACGUGAGCCGAGAUGGCAGAUCCGCAGUCGGAGUGUUUGAGAGCAUUGCAUGGUUGCGGGAGGAUUGCGGGUCUGCACGCUGCCAGCGCCGGCGCCUCUCGCCCUGCUCGCCGCCCACCGGAGCAGCGUGCCGGGCUCUGGGGGUCACCGGCCUUGCAAGGUGUCCGCAUGGGGCUGGAGGGCUUGGGCAGCGAGCCAGUGGCAGGUUGCAGUCCGCCGUGCCAGCUCCUGUGCCCGGCGGAUGAUGGCAGGAGGAGCGAAGCGGGCAGAAACAUUGUAUCCACCCAGUUGGCUACAGUGUCCCCUGGCUCCCAGUUGGCUACAGUGUCCCCUGGCUCCCAGUUGGCUACAGUGUCCCCUGGCUCCCAGUUGGCUACAAUGUCCCCUGGCUCCCAGUUGGCUACAGUGUCCCCUGGCUCCCAGUUGGCUACAGUAUCCCCUGGCUCCCAGUUGGCUACAAUGUCCCCUGGCUCCCAGGUAGUUACAGCGUCCCCUGGCACCCCGAUGGUUACAGCGGCCACUGCGCCCGGCGGAGGCAGAGGGGAUCCGAGGAGGCGCCACCCCGACCGCUGCCCGCCCGGCCAUCACCUCCUCACCCUCGACCCCCUCCUCAGCGCCCUGUCCGCCGUCCCAGGCAAGAGGAAGGGUUCGGAAAACGGCGAGAGCCCCCGCGGGGCGCCCAGCCCGCGGCCGGGAGAGGCGGGCGCCAAGAGGAAGAGGCUGGAGAACGGGGACGGCGAGGGGAGCGCCCGGCUGCUGAAUGGGAGCGGGGACGGGAACGGCGCGCCCGGCUGCCUGAGGAGGAAGGCGGAGGAGGAAGGUGGCAGGGAGACGGCGCCGGGGCCACAGCUGAGGUGGCAGACCCGGGAGCUGGUCAACAAGUACAUCGUGCCCUGCAUGAACUGCUACGGCAUCUGCGUCAAGGACAACUUCCUCGGGGAGGUGCUGGGCCACAAGAUUCUCCUGGAGGUGCUGACCCUGCACCGCAACGGGACCCUGAUGGACGGCCGGGUGGUCAGCCCCCUCAGCGUCCCCACCCGCAGCAUCCGGGGGGAUAAGAUCGCCUGGGUGGAGGGGACGGAGCCCGACUGCUCCGGCAUCGGGGAGCUGAUGGCCAGGAUCGACGAGCUGAUCAUCUACAGCGCCGGCCGGCUGGGCAACUACGCGAUCAACGGGCGGACGAAGGCCAUGGUAGCUUGUUACCCUGGACACGGAACAGGUUACGUUCGUCAUAUCGACAAUCCCAAUGGAGACGGGCGCUGUGUCACCUGCAUUUAUUACCUGAACCGGGAUUGGGAUGUCAAUGUCCAUGGCGGCUUGCUGCAAAUAUUCCCGGAAAAUCGAUCGGAAGUUGCCAACAUUGAGCCUUUAUUCGACAGAUUAUUAAUCUUUUGGUCUGACCGUAGAAAUCCUCAUGAAGUGAAGCCUGCAUUUGCCACCAGGUACGCCAUUACCGUCUGGUAUUUUGAUGGCAAGGAGAGGAUUGAAGCCAAAGAGCGAUUCAAGAGAGCCUCCGCCCAGAAAGCCUUGAAGUUCGACUAGACCAGGGCGACGUGAAGCUGCGUCGGAUGGGCCAGCCACCUUGACGCGCGGGCGGUCUGCGGGUAUGGCGCUGCCGUGUCAGUCGAUCGGCCUCUCCGUGGACUUCCUGUGGCCUCCCGAGAGGAUCUGAACCUUCUCAAACAAAUCGGCCCGGGGUCAGGUCAAGUCUGACCCCUUUGCUCGUGCAUUGUGGGAGUUGGCUGGUUGGCAUUGGGGCUUUUAAUUAUUCUUGCACCCCUCCGUCCCAGCGAGGACCCCUUCUCCCCCCACCACCUCUCUACUUCCCCUCACGUACAUGUUGUAUUGGGCACAUGUUCAGUUCCUGCAUCCCAACCCAACAACGUUGGGACCCGGCCCAUCUCCAGUUCAUUUUAGAGUUUCUACUCUUUUUCCCAAAGGGAAGGGUGGGUCAGGAUCCAUCCAAAAGUUCUCUCGCAAUCAAACAGGCUCCAACUCCCCCACCCUCGGGAGGGUAACUAUCAGUCUCCAGAAUCCAAGCAGCGACCAACAUGUCCCUGAAGCUUUGUGGCAAUGUUAUCAAACCAACAUUGAUGUCCUAAGCCCCUGGCUGGACAUGAGACCAAGUGACUCGAAGCCCCUGCUCCCUCUGGACGCUGCAACCCCCACUGCCCAGGAGUGGCCUGGAACAUCCAGGAAUUGAAGACAAGUUUGCCGAAGACGUCCGUGAGUGCCCAGACUGCGGAAGGCAUCCGAAGAACGUUACGUUAUUUUUUAAGAAAUGAAAGCUCCCUUCAAUAUUUUUUUGGGAUUGGGGAGAGGAAAGGAUGUUUGUUAUUUGGGGAGCUGGUGGCUGGGUGCAGGAGAGCCAGUUGAUGUACACAGCAAGAUCCCGCAAACAGCAAAGUGGUGGUGACCCAAUAAUUUGAUUGGUUGAAUUGGUCAGGGCACCAGGAAACCCCCUUAUUCUUCAAUACUGCGCCAUGGGAUCUUUCUGCCUGUUUGAGAGGGUAGUCAGGGGUCUCAAGUUUAGCAUCUCUUUAGGGGGAUUGGAUUUUUGUGAUCAAGUUUCCGGAGCUGGACUCGAACUCGCAGAUCGGAGGCGGAGGUAGGACCCGCCUGAGCCACCAGCUGACAUCUCCUCCCGCGGACUUCCUACACCCUGUCCCAUCAGGGGCUUCGGAUCCAGCUGGUUCCAAGAGCACGCUCGAUCCCGGCAUCUCGGAACGAUUUGCAUUCCCCCGGGGACGCAUGUGAGCUCCCACCCCUGGGGAAUGGUGACCCGUCACAUUCUCCUGGUACAAACUGGCACUUGUUCUUCAACCUCUGGACUUUGCCCCUUGUAUUUAAAGAUCGUCUUUUAUAAAAGACCACUGACAAAGAUUAGCCCCCUAACACUGCCAACCACACUGGUAUGCACAGAGUAAAGCAUUAAUACUUGUAUGAUUCGAUCUGUGGCCUUAGGUGGAUCUAUAUUUUGAGGAUAAUUCUUUGCAGAACUUUUGUUCAGUUUUUCUCCCCCAGUCGCAUUUGGAAAGGCAGAGAAUUUAUUGCAUGUUUCUCCUUUUCUAUGGAGGUUGGGGCCUUGAUACCCAAAUCAUCUUAAUCGUUAAACGUUUUCUCAUUUUCUGCUAUAAAGUGUCUUGGAUUCAGCACAGCACUUUGAGAUCUUAAUGUAUCGGUAAAGGGACCGUGAAUUCGGAUUAAAACUGAAAUGUUUAUCCUUGA